Molecule: messenger RNA, 1695 nt
Organism: Suillus subaureus
Lineage: Eukaryota; Fungi; Basidiomycota; Agaricomycetes; Boletales; Suillaceae
Exons: 2
Coding region: 1-1695 (564 amino acids)
Source: RefSeq, a predicted model, not a curated record
AUGAUUGAACCGAGGAUCUUCGAUCAGAAUGACGAACACCUUGAUGCGUCGGAACCGCCCAAGACCCAUCUUUUACAUCCACCAGUGCUGCGAAUAAACACCAAUACAAUAUUGGACACGAAACAUGUAUGUAAUAAUCAACUAGACAGAAGCCCUUUGAUUCACCUCACUCUCACUGCCAGGAGCGUACCAACACCACAGUUGCACCAAAGGACGCCAUUUCUCCAGAUAUACCGGCUAACGACUACUUCUAUAUGUGGAUCCCCUACGGACUCUUUACGUCGCCAACGGCGCUACUCCAUAGCGGAACAGGCCUUGGAGCAUGCACUUAAGAGUUGCACAAGCGAACGGUCCCCUCGAGAACUUCAAAUUCUUGCUUUGGAAAAAGCCACAGCUGUACUGAGUACACGUGCGAAUGAAUCCAGAGACCGUGCUGCCAAGUUAAGGGUUUGUCUCGCGGAUAGAGAGGUCGAUCCCGAGUGCUACGCUGCCCUACAAUCGGAUCGCUGGAUGGAAGAACGACGGCAGUUUGAAGCAGGCCGUGAGGUUCGCCAAUUGAGUCAGCAUUUGGCUUCACUCAAGUUGAAAGGGGGCGUGCCGGAGCAAGGAAGGUUUGACGAGAAUCUUCCAGUUACACCCCUCGACAACGAGGCAAGGCGCCGGGCUAAUCUUGUUAGAUUUUUCGAACGAUCCCCCACGAGGACAUCAUUUCACAUCCACCAUAAGUGCAGGCCUUUUUUUGUCGACUGCACCUUCUCACGCCGGAUAACCAUGAGCGACAUCUCGCCCCUUCGACUCCGUCCGUCGACCAGUGUCACUCGGAGGUUCACAACACAGAAUGCCCGUCCAAAAUCAAUUGGUGAUGAGUCAUCUGUUCUUCCCAGAUACUCCAGCAAAUCACGGGUCGCAAGUGGGCCAUCUAGACCUUCCUCACUAGUUAGAAAUAUGGGUCCUUCCAAUGCCGAAAAAAGUUCAUCUUUGUCGCGGUCAUCGACCCCUUCAUCUCGCUUGGUCUCAUUUAAUGAACUCACCGAUGACGUGAUGACUUCCACACGGCCAUCGACUCCUCCGUUAUCCAUUGCAUCGACAUCUUCAAAUGGGGUAUCACAUGUAUCAGAGACGCCGCCACAAGCGCCUUCAGGAGGCGUGGCGACAAUUUAUGCGAGUUCUUCACCACGCUCGCAUAUGGAGAUCCUUGCAGAAUUAGACGAGGACUCGGUCUGCGUGCCUGAGUACGCUGUGAACCUAUUAGAGGGGUUCGAUCUCAUUCACCACGAUAUUACUCUUCCAGAGAGAAAUCUUUCCUCAAAGCCGAGGGAAGAGGAGCCCGCAGCAGGAGUACCCCGUCCAUCGGAAGAAUCGGACACAGGGCCUUAUACCUCAUUCGCUCUCCCUCCGUUCCAACCGGAUCCAUUAUGGUCCCAUACAUCACUCAAUGCGCCUUCCACACCCCGGUCCCACGUACCAACACUGCAUCCUCUUUCUUCUGGAUCAUCAACGCCCUCAGGCUUGAGCACGCCGACGGGGACGCGGCCCCCUGCGCCGUCCUCACGGCCACACUCGCUCCUGUUUCUCAUGCGGAAGCGCAAGGACUUACAGUACAGCCCAGCAUCAUCAACAUCGUCAAUGACAAACCCAGACGGAGACAGUGCGCGAGGGUCGAAGCGGCGAUUUACGUUGUUCGCGAGGAAGUAG